Molecule: messenger RNA, 842 nt
Organism: Drosophila simulans
Lineage: Eukaryota; Metazoa; Arthropoda; Insecta; Diptera; Drosophilidae
Gene: Sf3b6
Product: splicing factor 3B subunit 6
Exons: 3
Coding region: 356-721 (121 amino acids)
Cellular component (GO): ribonucleoprotein complex; cytoplasm; nucleus
Molecular function (GO): mRNA binding
Source: RefSeq, a predicted model, not a curated record
UAUUUUACUUGUCACUUUUUAAUUUUUUAAUUUGUGAAAAUUAAAAAAAUGAAUUAAAGCAGUCCAAAGCUGCUCCGAUGUAACCAACUUCCUCCCAUAUCUAAAUGCUGCUGCACGGUCACACUCGAACCGGCUCUUGAAAAGCGGCCACACUCUUGCCAUUUAGAGUGCCCGCAUUCGCCACCCUGUUCAAUUUUGUUUGGGUUUGAGGCCAGACAGAGGAGUCAUUAAUUUUAAACAAAGGACCACGCUUCAGGACAUUCAUCCCGGGUCAGACAAAGCCGCCACACGCUUUCCCCGCGGUCGAGUGAAAGUUUCUCGCCUUGUCGCCGCUUAACAUCCGAAGCGACCGGACAUGAACAAGCGCAACCAUAUCCGCCUGCCGCCAGAGGUGAAUCGGCUAUUGUACGUGCGGAACCUGCCGUACAAAAUCACCUCGGACGAGAUGUACGACAUAUUCGGCAAAUUUGGAGCCAUUCGACAGAUACGCGUAGGCAACACUCCGGAAACGCGUGGCACCGCCUUUGUCGUCUACGAGGACAUUUUCGAUGCCAAGAACGCCUGCGACCAUUUGUCCGGUUUCAAUGUGUGCAAUCGCUAUCUGGUGGUGCUCUACUACCAAUCCAACAAGGCCUUCAAGCGCGUGGACAUGGACAAGAAGCAGGAGGAAUUGAACAACAUUAAGGCCAAGUACAAUCUGAAGACGCCGGAGGCUCCUUAGAACCCGCACUCGAUGCGGCAGGCGGGGAUGGGGCAGAGCCAGACAUUGGGCCCCACCAGAUGACGCCCCCACUUCCAUCGACCAUUUUCCAUUGUUUAGGGAACUUCUUGCUCUACUUAUG